AUGGCUGCGCGGGUUGGGAAGCGAGGUGCAGGGGGAGAUGAGGAGCUGCCUCCAUUGUAUGCCGUGCUCAUAGCAGACAGCUUCAAUAAGAGGUUCUAUCCGAUCACCAAGGACAGACCACGGGCUCUUUUACCACUUGCCAAUGUGGCAUUAAUAGAUUAUACACUGGAAUUUCUUACUGCCACUGGGGUUAAGGAAACAUUUGUCUUUUGCUGCUGGAUGGCAAAUGAAAUAAAAGAACACCUAAGGAAUUCCAAAUGGUGUCGACCUACCAACUCCAAUGUGGUGCAUGUAGUGACCUCUGACCUUUACCGUUCACUUGGGGAUGUCCUCAGAGAUGUGGAUGCUAAAUCUUUAGUUCGAUCGGACUUUAUCUUGGUCACUGGGGAUGUGGUUUCUAAUAUAAACGUUGAAGCAGCUUUGGAGGAGCACAGGACACGUCGGAAAUUGGAGAAAAAUGUUUCAGUAAUGACCAUGAUCCUGAAAGAGUCCUCACCGGGUCACCGCACAAGGUGUCAGGAGGAUGAUGUUAUCAUUGCUAUGGAUGGCAAGACAAAACGUGUACUACUCUACCAAAAGAGCCAGGAAUUGAAGCGAUACCACUUUCCAACAAGUAUCUUCCAGAGCAAAACUGAUGAAAUAGAACUGCGCCAUGAUUUGUUGGACUGUCACAUAAGUAUUUGUUCCCCUCAGGUAGCAGAGCUGUUUACAGACAACUUUGACUACCAAACAAGGGAUGACUUUGUUCGUGGCAUCCUUAUUAAUGAAGAGAUCUUGGGAAAUCAGAUCCACCUUCACGUGACUCAGGAAGAGUAUGGUGCUCGUGUCUCCAACCUGUCCAUGUAUGAAGCUGUAAAUUCAGAUAUUCUGUGUCGCUGGUUGCACCCUAUAACUCCUGAAAUGAACUUCACUGAUCAAGAUAAACAGAAUUACACUCACUCCCGUCACAAUAUUUACAGAGGGUCAGAGGUCAGUCGUGGCCAUGGCAGUAUUCUGCAUGAGAAUGUUUUGAUCGGCAGUGGCACUACAAUUGGGGCAAUGUGUAACAUCAGCAAUGCCAGCAUUGGAAGAAAUUGCAGAAUCGGUGAUAGAGUCAUUCUUGAAAGUGUGUCCAUUUGGGAUGAUGUUCACAUUGAAGACAGUGUCACAGUGAAGAAAUCCAUUAUUUGCAAUAAUGUUAUUGUGAAGAAAAGCGUGCAAAUUAAUCCGCACUGUGUAUUAACUUCAAAGGUCAUUGUUGGCCCUGAUAUAAAUCUGCCAGAGAACACUGUCAUUUCACUACAUCAUCCAGAUGAGGAUCAGGAAGAUGAUGAUGACUUUAGUGAUGAUUCAGCCAGUGGUAAAGAGAAGGAUAAGUUGAAAGUGAAAGUUUACAACAAGGAGGAGGUUGGACUGAAAGGAGAAGGCUAUGUGUGGAAAACUUCAGACAUACCUGAUGACAUAGAGGAGGAGGAGGCCUUGCAGAGAAGUCUGUGGGGUGAGUAA
This is a messenger RNA of Staurois parvus, 1485 nucleotides long. NCBI's taxonomy places the organism in Eukaryota, Metazoa, Chordata, Amphibia, Anura, Ranidae. The record is from the annotation of a GenBank genome assembly.